AUGAUUAUUACGGAGUACUCGUAAUAUUUAUGACUCUUCUCCGUCUUCUUCACAUCGGCACUUGGCUCCUUCUCGUCCCCGUCUUCUUCUUAGCCAAGCUUUUCUCUGUAAAUUCUAAUACUUCGGUUCCCGAAUUUUAAAUUUUUACUCGUUCAUCUCUCCUAGGGUUUAUAUUUCUCUAGAUUUUUUCGAUUCGGAAGAUCUGUUCGGAUAUGCACUUUUCGCAUCCCUCAUUUCGAAGCUUAUGGCUGGAUAAUAACGGGUUCAUUUGAGUUGGAGCUGUAUGUGUGUGGAUUCUCUCUUCCGGAGUCUAUUUAGGGUUUGUUGAAUGAUACAGAAAGAACACAAAGAUCUGAGGAUUUGCUUUGGGAAGAUUUUGAUUUGUAGGCUUCGUGAUGGAUGUUGAUUUUGAUGGCGAUGUGGCGAAUCUUGAUGCUGAGCUCUUGCAGCUCUCGGAGGUGUCUCCUCUGGCUAUCAAAGCGAAUCCUCUUAUCCCCGAGAAGCUCUUUGAUCAAUGGCUGUCGCUUCCAGAAACAGUCUCAUUGGUAAAAUCUUUGGUUAACAAUGCCAAGGGUGGUGGUCCUCUCAAUGUUUCCGGAACAUCUAGCAGUGGUGCUGCCACAAGCAAUUCUUUGCCGUCUAUGUUUCCUGCUGGCAGCACACCUCCACUUUCACCACGAAGCUCAUCAGGAUCACCCAGAACCAUGAAGCACAGGGCCGGUCCUUCUCAGUUAGGUUCUCCUCUGAAAUUAGUGAAUGAACCAGUUAAAGAGAUGAUACCUCAGUUCUACUUUCAAAAUGGCCCUCCACCUCCGACAGAAUUGAAGGAAAGGUGUUUGUUUAGGAUCAACCAGUUUUUCUAUGGUCAUAGUGAUGGAAUACAAAUGCAUGAAUUUAAGUUGAUUACUAAAGAGAUAUGCAAGCUUCCGUCAUUCUUCUCCACCGCACUGUUUAAAAAGAUUGAUGUUGAUUGUGGUGGUAUUGUUACCAGGGAUGCCUUUGCUGAUUUUUGGGUGAAUAGCAAUAUGUUGACCAAAGAUCUCUCGACCCAAGUAUUCACCAUCUUGAAACAGCCAGAUUUGAAGUACUUGACACAGGAGGACUUCAAACCUGUGCUUAGAGAACUUUUGACUACUCAUCCAGGGUUGGAGUUCUUACAGAGUACACCUGAAUUUCAAGAAAGAUAUGCUGAAACUGUUAUAUAUAGAAUAUUUUACUAUGUGAAUAGACCGGGUAAUGGCUGUCUUACCCUCAGAGAACUGAAACGUUCGGACCUAAUUUCUGCAAUGCUACAUGCUGAUGAAGAAGAGGAUAUUAACAAGGUCUUAAGAUUCUUUUCCUAUGAACAUUUUUAUGUGAUAUAUUGCAAGUUUUGGGAGCUGGAUACAGAUCACGAUUUUCUGAUUGAUAAAGAGAACCUUAUCAGAUAUGGCAACCAUGCGCUUACUUAUCGGAUUGUUGAUAGGAUAUUCUCUCAGGUUCCCAGAAAGUUCACUAGUAAGGUUGAGGGAAAGAUGAGUUAUGAAGAUUUCGUUUACUUCAUAUUGUCAGAAGAGGACAAGUCAUCUGAGCCUAGUCUGGAGUACUGGUUUAAGUGCAUAGAUUUGGAUGGAAAUGGGGUUCUUACCAGGAAUGAAAUGCAGUUCUUUUAUGAGGAGCAGUUGCAUAGAAUGGAAUGCAUGGCCCAAGAGCCGGUUCUUUUUGAGGAUAUUCUAUGCCAGAUUGUCGACAUGAUUAGUCCCGAGGAUGAAAGCUAUGUUACAUUACGUGACUUGAAGGGAAGCAAACUAUCAGGCAGUGUUUUCAACAUUCUUUUUAACCUCAAUAAAUUUAUGGCGUUUGAAACUCGUGAUCCUUUCCUAAUUCGUCAGGAGCGUGAGAAUCCAAAUUUGACAGAAUGGGACCGCUUCGCGCAUCGAGAAUAUAUUAGGCUUUCGAUGGAGGAAGAUGCUGAAGAUGCCUCCAAUGGAAGUGCUGAUGUGUGGGAUGAAUCGCUCGAGGCUCCCUUUUGAGUUUUAGUUAGGCGAAAUAUAUGAAAGGUGAUUGUAGGGAAGUUUACUUGGUGUGGCGUGGAGUUUGAACAGGGAAGGACAAUUUUGCACAGCAAACCCAUGGGAUUAGCCGAUGUGUCUUGUUUCAGGAGAAGAGAAAAAGGUGGUUUUUAAAAAUUGCUAGAGGAAUUUUUUGUUGCGUCUGCAUAAAAGCUUGGUUGCCAAGUCAAACAUGAUCAGUUCUACUAGUAUAGAAGCAGGUCCUUCUGACUUAAAAAACAAAACCUCUCAAUUGUUUUUGGCGGCAACUCCCCGCCAAUUCACAAUUGACAGAUUUUGCUGAAAACCUAAUUCGGUCUAGCACUUCUUUCUUUCUUUCUUUCUUUCUUUCUUUCUUUCUUUCUUUCUUUCUUUCUUUCUUUCUUUCUUUCUUUCUUUCUUUCUUUCUUUCUUUCUUUCUUUUGUUCAUCUAGUUAGUUGUAAGGAACUGUGAUUAUUAAUUUUUCUGUUUCUAGAUAAAAAGUUAGGGUUUCUUCUUCUUUUCCCAACAAAAAUGAUGUUUCUCUAGGAUGAUGAGUGUUCCCAGGUGUAGUGCUUUUGUUUGUUUGUUUAAGUAUUCGUUUGUCUUUUCAAUAUCUGUGGUGUGGAUCUCUGAAAUGAUGUGAUUUAUAGCCUAAUUAAUUGCUAGUGAGUAGUGACUGUAGCCUAUAUUAGUAGUAUAUACAUUUUUUAAAAAUGUUGUACUCCGUAUGUUAACUUGACUUAUUAGCAUGUGCCAGUGCCACAUACUUGGGGGAGUUGGGGGGUUUCUAAUGGUGAUGAAACCGUAGGGAUGGAGAUGUGCUUUUUAGCCUUUUGUGUAUGCUACUACUUCUUCUAAAUGUAUUUGGGCAUAUAAAUCAAAGGUUAUCAAUACCUUCCUGGAUGUGGCUUUGGAUUUGGUAUUGUAAUGAGCGAGAGAGAUAUUUUGGUACCGGACCAUGCGAGUCAAAAUAAAGGGUUAAUUUAUACCAUUACCCUGCACCCUGCAG
Cuscuta epithymum is the source of this 3022-nucleotide messenger RNA. NCBI's taxonomy places the organism in Eukaryota, Viridiplantae, Streptophyta, Magnoliopsida, Solanales, Convolvulaceae. The record is from the annotation of a GenBank genome assembly.